Messenger RNA from Haliotis rufescens (red abalone), 8185 nucleotides. RefSeq lists its product as uncharacterized. The record is from RefSeq and is a predicted model, not a curated record. Bases 269 to 1048 code for a protein of 259 amino acids. The transcript is spliced from 5 exons. NCBI's taxonomy places the organism in Eukaryota, Metazoa, Mollusca, Gastropoda, Lepetellida, Haliotidae.
GUUAAUGUAUGACUGUGCCAAGUCUUGUGACUGAUGCUGAUCCUAUUAAUAGGCUAAGUCCGACAUGUGUUGGAGACCGACACAAUCAAUGAAAAUAUUGUAAUAUGGACAUUACCCCGGACCAGUCCAUUCUCUGAUGCCAGAGGGAACAGUAUGGCGCAUGCUAGUUUUGUAACUUGAGAGAACAGACCGAGGACUAGGAGGCCAGUCCACACAGUGACUCAGAGAAUAUACAGGGAGAUCGCAACUGCACGACCGGUCGUUCAUUAUGGUCGGGGAGAAAUUGACUCGGGAUAGACUGAGUACCACUGCUUGGAAUUGGGUCGUCUGCUCCACGCUGACCGCUCUGGUGGUGGUGAGAUGCGAAUGUCCUCUAAAAGUCCUCCAGAUGGCGCAGUUGUGUACUGCCAACCUCGGCAUCGGGAUCGGCCCUCCCCAGGCCGGCCAGCGGGAGUUUGUCCGUGGGGGGGAGGUCGAGAAGGCCAAGAUGGCGUGCAGGGAGGGUUUGUUUCACCAGACAGUGUCGUGUCUCCGGGCUCUUACAGACAACUGCACGGGAAACACGGAUAGGGAACACAUUCUCCAGAUGAUGGUGGAUCCUGACAAAAGUGAAGCCAGUGUCAAUUACUUCUGUAAUAAUAUCAAAACGUACGAAGCGAACGCCCGCUGUAUCGCCGAAUCCCACCCCGAACAGGUUAACUGCACACACGAGGUGCAGAAAAACUUCAAGACGAAAGCCAAGGCCACCGUCAACAUUGACGUCAUGAUGACGUCAGCAUGCAGAUUCUAUAAAGUUGCAGUGUCGUGCUCCUCAAAGGUGAUCCGCCGGCGAUGUGGUCGUUCUGCUGCCAACGUUGUCGUGAAAAUAAUGCAGGGCUUCCAGCCUCCUAAAUGUCUAAAGGUGAAGUUUGAAGAUGAGGGAAUUUAUUCUUUCGGGGACGCUGAUGCCGACGAUGACGCAGGAGCAUCUUCGGUUGUGACGAGCCACAAACUGAUGCUACUUGUAUGCGUGUUGAUAUGCGUGUUCAGGACAUUCUCGUGUCCGUAAACACUAUAGAAGGAUGACACGUCUUGCUUCAAUGACCUCCUGUAAACCAGCAACCUCAUCGUCAACAUUCUACGUCUGCGUGCUGUCGCGAACCAAUUGCAGAGAAUGUUCUUGUACGCAUGGGAAGCUAAAACGAUCGGUCCACUAUAAAUGACCGUCACAGAACGUGGCCUUAUUCUGGUUGGUGGCCCAACCUAAAGAGGAGCUUGAUUUUCAUCUUUCCAAUAGCAAAUGUAGUAAUGGCAAUGUUUGUAUAUACUACUCAAAACAAGUUAAAGAACAGCCGGACUUUCUCAUAUGAUUAUUGUUAAUCUGUUCUAGCCGUUCGGUUGUUCUUUACAUCUUUUUGAGUAGUAUGUAAACUAACGAAUGCAAUGAAUUGUACAUGGAACACAGAUGAAACUCAGGCUCCCACAGAUGUGCAUGGUCUUCCUUCUGGUGAGGCUCUGGGUUGUGUCGUGGGAAAUCCAGUCAUUUAAUGACGCCAUCGAGCCUUACACAAAGACGGACAGACCUAUAGUGACACGUGACCUAAAUAAGUCACGGUGGAAUUCCUUUCUUCACACCUCAUGUAAUACAUAGCAAUUUGAACUUGUGUGUCUAAAAAAACAUGUGACGCUGAAAAAUAGCUUAGUAAGCGUCAUUGUGGAAUUUUGAAACCUGUGACGAUGAAAAGAAGUUAUGUAAGCGUCAUCGUGUGAUAACGUAGUGAGUGGAAUGAACGUUCGUUGGCAACUUAAGCCGCCGUUGACAAGUAGUUCACGCGUCCCUUAGAGAGAUAGAUGCAAACAUUGAUGCAAUGCACCAAUGUUGGGAUCCGACAGUAUUCUCUGUCUCGUCUUAGAUUCAGCUAGAAUUCCACUAUAUGUUAGUCGGUGGUGACUUGGUCCAAGUUUCGUAAACCUACGCAAUCGUGUCAGAUGCGAAACGUUGCGCUGUCGAGAGGUUAUCAGACUUCUCCGCCAAUACUGCAUUACACACGUCACGCUUUCUAAAACCGCUUCAGUGGAACCUCGUUAUUGGGAAUCCACUGGACCGCGGAAUGCGUGUCGUGUUAGCUAUAGCUCAGACAAGCCAUAUAAACAGUAAUGUCACUCGGGGUACGGCUUUAGCCUUGUUCCAGGAGUUGCACUACAGGGACAAAUAGGCUUCCCACACUGUACCAUGUGGGAAUUCGAACCUGGUCCCUCGGCAUGACGUCACCGCCCUCGCUAUAGGACGUUAAGUAGAGUGUUUGUAUUUUAACUGUGAUAUCUGAAGCGUCAUAUUUAUGAAAUUUAUGAAUAUGUUUGUAAAUCACGACAAUCAUUCAGCAUGAAUUGCAGCAGAUGUUGUUGUUAAAUAUGUUGUAUGUGGACGUAGCGUUGUGAUUGUGUUACAGUGGGUAAUCUAAGGUGAAUUCAGAUACUUCGUGGCGUCCGCCAUGUGUGUACUUAGGUCUGCUACAAAAUGGCGUCGGCAUUAUCUACACAGUAUGUGAUUGGUUGUAGGCGACCAACAUGUUUGAGAACCUUUCACGCGUCACAUCGAGUUUGAAAACACUGAAUCGUUGGUUAAAAUAUUAGUGAGAAUAGAGACCGAUUCUUUUUCGCGCUAACAGUUUGUCAAACUGUAGAUAUUAGUUUGCAAACUGUUUUCGCAAUGUGGACACACACACCACACGCACGCGCACACACACACACACACACACACACACACACACACACACACACACACACACACACACACACACACACACACAAACACAGACUCAAAAACACACACACACGCUAAAAAAAACAAAGACAAGAAAAACACUCACACUCUUAAUUUAGUCGAGUGAUUACGCCUUCAGUUACUGGUUGAAACAUACAAGAGUGAUCACGUGACGAGUUCACCUCGUCGAAAAAAGCAGGCGUAUUUAUUCUAAAAGUAGUACUUCUCACAGUUGUGACUAUGACCGCCAGGGUAAACAUGCUUAUAUGGUCCUUUUUGUGGCAUAACACAACUCUCUCGUCAUUAGGUCGGAUUGAUUCGAAUUAAAGGGGGACUAGACUGAACCUGAUUUGAUAGGUCAACAUGUGACAAUGUAGUGUGUGUAUACGUUAGUCUGUUAUUGCGAGGAAGCGUUUUACGUAGUCAAAGAACCCCUUUAAGAUAAUAGGACUACCUUAGCUUCCGGUAUGACAUUGACGUCGUACACCAACCAAAGGUGCGUGAGAAAUGUUAGCACAGGCGGAUCCGGGGUUCAUUAAAUCAGGCACUGAUACUGGUAGAAUCGUCUGUAUUUAAAAUACACAGCUAAUACUAGUAUUUGUGGGUUCAUAUGCGAUUCAGUGAGACAUCACCCUCCUCUAAUCUCCGGAUCCGCCAAUUAUACAUUUGUAGAUGUUGCACGAUCGCUUGGCUUGUUUCAUUGUUCUUCACCAUACAUGAUAAUCCUUUGAAAUAAUAAUGUUAAUUAGCGAAUGGUUUUGGAUGGCAUAGACUUCUUGUCACCUUAGUAUUUCAGUGUUUUCAACAAAUAUGACAUGUUUGGACAGACAUUUGCAGUUCACAAACGACGAAACAGCACUGCCGUGCAUAUGCCAUAGAAUCUGUGUAACCCGAAAUCCGGUUCCUCCCAAACACGUCGUUUCGGAAUUUCGGACGAAGGGGGGAGUUUGGUUUCACGUCUCUUUGAACAAUAUUCCAGUUACAUCAGCUCCAUGUGGGAAGAAAGCUCGAAUAGGUACAGGUCGUUAUUACCGCUUUGGUGAAACCCACGAGCACAGGAAUGGUGCUGACAAACCUAGAAACAUUCAGUCGAGUCAACAUGCUUUUAAUACAUUUACUAGUCACGGGAUAGCGGUCUAGUGUUCUUACACAUGAGUAGAAGAAUUAUUGUAUUUUAAAGGCAACAUUCCAUUUUGGCAGUUCCCUAGCAAACGGUUGUCAAAGGUCAAAGAAUUUAUGACUUUCCGGAAUUAACCGAAUAGCGGGUUACGAAGUGUGCCGAGUGAUAACGAAUAUGCCCGAAGAACAAAGAUGGGUUUGGAAAUUAUAUGUGGGCGUAACGUUGUCAAAUUAGCUCAGUCUGGGAUGACGUCAUAUCUGAACCCCGCCUUGUCUGGCACACAUUAUUGUGUUGUGGUAAAAUUACCCUGAUUUAAUAUUUAAAUGUUGACAUGAUGACAAACAGUACGUGCUUAAAGUGCUUACGGGCAUAACAGGAGCUUGGAACAACAAACAACACUGGGGGAAACGUGCUCAUUGUAUAGUUCCUAGUUUUUGCCUUUUUAGUAAUAAUUUCUCUCUUAGAUGAUCAUAUUGCAUGUUUUUGUGUGUCAACAAAUUUAGGUUUCACCUCCUUUCAAGUUAACGAUAUCAAGGCUUGUGUGAGAAGCCAUUCAGAAAAUGUGGUAUCUAGAGUGUGGGUGUUGGGGGUGUGCGAUGUGAACCAUUAUGCAGUCGUCAUAAACCUUGAAAGUCCGACAUGAAACUCUUACCCCGGAACAUUUUCUAAAGCCAUCCAUAUUUUUUGUGUGUUUCUAAUCUUCAAACUCAACCAGCAAGAGAGCGAGCGAGAGAAAUAGAUUUUAUUCACAGUUUUUUAUAGUGUUUUACACUAAUUGUGUCACUUAUUUUAUGACAUUUAAAAGUUUAAAACACUGGUACCAGUCUUUUAAUUAGUUUCUGACGUAGUGAGUGAGUAAGUAUGGUUUAACGCCGCUUUUAGCAAUAUUCCAGCAAUAUCACGGCAGGGGACACCACAACUAGGCUUCACAUAUUGUACCCAUGUCGGGAAUCGAACCCGGGUCUUCGGCGAGACGAGCGAACGCUUUAACCACUAGCCUACCCGACCCCAGUUUCUGACGUAGAUCGAGUCGCUUUGCUUCGAAACAAAUUUUUAAUACAAAUACCUGAAGAAAGACCGGUCUUUUAUGAGUGCACAAUGGUAGAAGUAUAUUUUUAUAUCGCAUCGGCGGGGACAAUUGAGAUACGGAAACUUUAUUAUUUCGCUUCAGAUUCAAAAUUCAGAGCGAGCAGGAGAUGGGUAACUCAGAAAAAUAUACGGAAGGCCUAAAAGAAAAGAAAACAUCCCGUGCACGGGAAAAAAAACAGUUAAAAAAGAUUAGUAAUGAAUCGCGGAGAGAAAACUAUGUGCGUAAUUGAAGUUGCCAUAUUCUGUUUCUGUGGAAUAAUUAUAGAUGAUAGUCAUAAUCAGACUACUGUUCGUCGACAUUCCCAAUCUCAUAAAAAUCAGAUCUAAGUUUUCGCUGCAGCUAAACAAAGAUCUUUGUUUAGCGAUAGCGAGAACUAAGAUCUAAUUUUAAGUAGAAAUUCCCUACUCAGAAUUACGUCCCCUGUGCGUGCUAGGAUCAGCAAAUCGUUCGUUGAUCUUUGGUUGGUAAUAGUUAUGAUGCACGUUUUGUCAGCUCCGUACCAGCAUUUCUCCACAGUCACGGCUUCACUUUGUGCUUUCUUCUCACUCGACCGCGGACACACCUGAUGUAAGUGGACACUGUUCAAACCAGACUCACUCGUUAUAGUCUUAGAGGAACUGACUUGUCAAAAAUCCGUGUCAUGUUUGUAGAUAGCACCUACAAGAUAUAUGGUCACAAUCAGAGGCAGAGCGAUCCUUUUAUAUACGAACACUGCUUGUAACCAUAUAUAUUGUAGGUUCUAUUUUGGCGUUAUAAACCCGUGUGGGCAUAUCUGUGUGUUAUUACCCAUAGGGUUAGAAAUAACCCAGUUAAUAAAAACCAUAUGUGCACUUCACGCGCACAAGUGUAUUGUUUACGUCAUCCCGACGGCAUUGUUGACGUCGCUCGAAUCUUGUGACGUAAGGUGUAAGAAAUGAUAGGUAAUAAGACAUUUUUAAGCUCGCGGGAAAUAAUGGGUAGUAAAUAAAUUGUUACAAUCGCACGUGUUUCAUAUUGAUUUUACGAAACUAAUGUAAGAAUCCAUGCAUUACCCUCGCUCUCUCUCGGACGUACAAGAAUUCUGACACUCGUUUCGUAAAGUCAGUAUGACACACAUGCUCGUGUAAUAACCCCUAUGUUCAUGACUUGUAUCACAACAUUUUUAAUUCAAAUUAAACUAUACAUGCUUCCAACAAGAUGUUUAUUAUAUGCCUAUGCUUCCAACAAGAUGUUUAUUAAUCAUGUCUAUUGUAUGACUAGGUACUGAUACAAUUAAUACUGCGUAUUACCAAUGUAUACCUGUAACCUCUUCAAUGACACAUUCCUUUCCAACACCAGGUGUCUGGUCUGGACCAGUUUAACUGUCGAUUAAUGAAGAAGCACUAUCAGACAUGUCUGAGUUAAGAUGAGAGUAAUGGUGAUAUGCAGUUGCGUCCCUUAGGUGUAUCAGAAUCCUAAGAUCGUGGGUUCGAAUUCCAGAUUCUCCCUAAUUUGAGCCUUUAACGGCACCAUACCCGUGGGAUUCACCAAAAUAGUAAACGUAUAACACCUGCAUCACUUUGGGAGAUACUCCUACAUUAAUCUGAUGCUACCGAUAAGGUGAUAAAUAAAUGCCAUGAGCUGCGUUACUUUUGACUUGGAGUAUAUUUCUCGCUUCCUCUCACUACUAGCUGCAGACAGGGUAGGUCUCCACACAGAGUAGGGCUGUGCAUGGAGAGCCAUGGUACACGUGGCUGGACUAAAGGGCUGUUCAAGCUCCGUAUCUGAUGUAUAAAUAACAUACUUGUAUUUAUAUAAUAUAUGGAAUAUGGUUACCGCCCUGUGCGAGCCGACUGACAAUCACGUUAUUAGUGUAACAGAUUCAAAAUGUUUUAUUUUACCAGUUUCAAUCAGUUUUCAAUUAAAUACCUCCCACAAGAUGUAAAUGUACAGAUGAUGUUAUCUUAUGAGGUGUACAUGUUUAAUGUUGCAGAGUAGCUUGCUAAAGAUGUAUAUCAUUGCAGGGACCAGUCAUUUAUUGCGGGGCGGGGCGAAGCGACGCAAGAGAUAGGCAAGGGAGGUUCUCAUCCAAUACACCAAUACAUAACUGUAUAGUUUAAGGGGAACGGUUAAGAAAAUAACUACAUAUAUGGGUGGUCGGGGUGUUAGUGGGAAAGUGUACAAGUCUUUGGGGGAGUUGCAACAUAUGUAUGAAAUAUUUUUUAUUUAGAAUCGGGUAACUCCAACCCUAUGAUUAAUGACUGGUCCCUCAUUUCACCAGCUUCAUCCUUCCUUUUUGUUGCUCAAUCACUUGUUUAUCUUGUACAUAUAUAUAUACAUAUAUUGUAGUCCAACACCAAUGGGAAUGUAAGGUACAUAACAUCAUAGGGAAUUCAGGUUACUUCUAACUGAUGGUGACAAAAUAAUAAUCCCAAUAUCCGAGCAUCCUCGAUUAUCCAGGGUAAUAUAUCUCCAUUAUUACGAUAAACACCCUGGACCCAGGGCCCAGUCCCCGCACAGGUUCGUUUCAGGUCCGUAUCUCCAUUUAUCAUCACUAACAGCAUAGUUUUUCUCUCGCUCAUGAUUUAUAUGACUGUACGCCCUAUUUUAUUAGCAUCCUGCCAUUCGGGGCUCAAAAACGAGGCUAUUGUAGUGAAUGGGUCCACGGUAUUUACCACAAUAAUAUGGAAAUAUAAUGCCCUAGAUUAUCGAGGAUGAUAUUUGAUGUAAGCUUUCCUGUUGGAAUAGAAAGUAUAUCGUAAGUACUGGAAGUCAUGGUUUUGGCUAGGAUUCCGGAAUCUUGCAAAACAGAAAUAAAGACACAGGGAUCACAUAACACGAAACUGCUUUGUACACAUUUUUUUAAUUAGCUAGGUAAUAGUUUUAAAUGGUGAUAAAAAAUAUACCACCAUUGGACAUGGUACCUAUAUGUGGUACCAUUCUGUCCUAGAAUCCUCAAGCCUGCUCCCAACAAACCAGUAGAUGACAGGGUGAACAUAUUGCCAAAAUCACAUGUAGAAUCGUAAAUAAUUGUGGUCACUUCAUGAUUGAUAUUCAGACAUUAAUUUAUUCUUUUGUCAUUGGUGUGUGCAUUCUUGUUCAUGUUCGCCUCUUCACUGGCAGUUUUGACCCAUGUAUAAUCUCCUAGUCCUGCUGUUAGCCACUCUAGAUGGUCCUGACGCUGCACAUCCACAGUAUAUGCAACCAUACACUGUAGUGGCCUUACUUCAUUGUUUGGGUUUUACUCCUUGGAAUAAAUAUGGUUUUGAAGGUA